AUGAGUAAUGAUGACCUUGAAAGAGUUAGAAAGUUGAUAAAAGCCGUACCAGAUUUUCCUGAAAAGGGAAUUUUGUUUCAAGAUAUAUUUCCAAUAUUCAAAGAUCCAAAAGCAUUCGAGAUUUUAAUAGAUCAUAUCUUAAAUCAUAUUAAGAAUGAUUUAUCUGAAAAAGUUGAUGUAAUUGUUGGACUUGAUGCGAGAGGAUUUUUGUUUGGACCUUUAAUAGCAUAUAAAUUGAAUGUUCCAUUUGUGCCUUGUAGAAAGAAAGGUAAAUUACCUGGGAACAUAAUUACUGCAGAGUUUGUAAAGGAAUACGGCGUGGAUACAUUUGAAAUGCAAUCUGAUUCUAUUGAAAAAGAUAAAAAUGUUAUUGUAUUAGAUGAUCUUCUUGCGACUGGUGGAACUGCAAAUGCAGCUGGACAAUUAGUUAAAAAAUUUAAUGCAAAAGUUUUAGAAUAUAUAUUUAUUAUAGAAUUGGUUGAAUUAAAUGGCAAGAAAAAUUUAGAUUCUGAUGUUUAUUCGAUAUACAAAUUUACAUAA
Molecule: messenger RNA, 540 nt
Organism: Entrophospora sp. SA101
Lineage: Eukaryota; Fungi; Glomeromycota; Glomeromycetes; Entrophosporales; Entrophosporaceae
Source: the annotation of a GenBank genome assembly